Molecule: messenger RNA, 873 nt
Organism: Anthostomella pinea
Lineage: Eukaryota; Fungi; Ascomycota; Sordariomycetes; Xylariales; Xylariaceae
Source: the annotation of a GenBank genome assembly
AUGGCUUCGGCGGAUCAGCGCAAUGCGCGGACCAUCCAUACGGCGGCAUGCCUAAUUAUUGGCGAUGAGGUUCUUGGGGGCAAGACUACAGAUACGAAUUCGGCAUUCAUGGCAAAGUGGUGUUUCUCCCUCGGCAUGAACCUGAAGAGAGUUGAGGUCAUAGAAGACGAUGAAGACGAGAUCGUGGAGGCUGUCCGAAGGAUGAGCGAUCGCUACGACUUCGUCGUUACCAGUGGAGGAAUAGGACCGACACAUGAUGACAUCACCUACCAAUCCAUCGCAAAGGCGUUCGGGCUGAAGCUUGUGCUACACGACGAGGCUUAUAAGCGCAUGAAGAAGCUGACCAAGCCUCACAAGUCACAUCCGAAUUUCAGCUGGGACGUUGAGUCGCCCGCCAAGACAGCACGUCUACGGAUGGCCCAGCUUCCCAUUGACGAGUCUCGCGAUCUGGCUAAACAGGCUCUGUUUCCUCGGGAUGACCUGUGGGUUCCGGUAUCCGUGGUGAACGGAAACAUUCAUAUCCUUCCGGGUGUGCCAAGAUUAUUUGAAGGACUCCUAGAGGGUCUCAAACCAUUCAUCGUGGACCGGCUGGUCGACCCCAAGGGCAAAGGUAUCUGUAGAGUUAUCAUCUCCACGCCGAUGGCCGAGAGUGCGGUGGCCGGAUACCUCACGGAGCUGGCCGCGAAGGUCGGGCCCAAGGGAGUCAAGGUCGGAAGCUAUCCCCGGUGGGGGAAGCAGAAUAACACGGUCACUCUUGUCGGACGCGACGUGGCGUACCUCGAGAGCCUCGUGCCGGAGGUGGUGGCGAACGUCGAGGGAAAGCGCGUUCAUGCUGAGGGAGAGGAUAGCGAGCCUGAGGAUCUGGCGGCAUAG